CCACAGCCACCUAAUUGCAGUGAUUUAGGGUUUAGAGAGAGAGAGAGAGAGAGAGAGAGAGAGAUGGGAGGUAAAGGAAGAAGACGAAGAGAGAAGAACUACAAUGCAGCGCACGGAGGCUACACAAGGCUGCCGCCACCACCUGAUUAUUCCCAAGCCGACGCUUUGCCCUCUAAACUUCGCAAACUCCUCGCCUUCACUAAAUCUCAUGACCCUCAAGACUCUUCUUUCAAGGUCGUAAAAGCUGCUGAACGAAAACAGAGGGAAAAUGGAGUUGAUGCUGCUGAGCCAAAACCCACGGAUGAAGUGGACUUCGAGACUGGUUUUGAAGAUGAGGGUGAUGCUGAGAAUUUGGAACCUCAACAUACAGAUGAGAAGAGAAAGAAGAAAAGAAAGAGAAAGCAACCGCAUGACCUUCGGUUUGAAACAGAAGCAUCGAAGCAAUCAGAAACUCGACUAAAAAGAAAGGAGCGCAAGAAAAAGUACUUGGAAGCAAAGAAAAACAAAAAGAAAAAGGGCAAGAAAGAAGAGAAUAUAGACUUUCCUGGACGUGAGGAAAUCAAAUUUGGAGACGUAGUUCAAGCUCCUCCAAAGUUGGUUGUGCCUAAGGCAUUGAAGAAUGUACAAGAUGCUUCUAAGGAGAGGGUUCGAGUCAAGGCAAUCGAGGCGUAUAGGCAACGGAAAGGAUGGAAUGCAAGGCCAGGAAUUCAGCUUCCUCCUCCUGUGACCUCAACAGCAUUGUAAUUGGUGAAACCAUUAUGGAUACAUGUCUUGAAGUUUGUGACUCUAUAUCAGGGGGUACUAUGCCUCUGCAAUUUUGUAAUUUAUGCAGCGAGAGUUCAUUUGCUACAGUCUAGGAAUUUGUAAGUGCUGGUUAAAUUUGUAAUGUAUGGAAAGAGGAUGGAGUAUUUUUGUUGUUGAUA
Prunus mume (Japanese apricot) is the source of this 923-nucleotide messenger RNA. RefSeq names its product coiled-coil protein. NCBI's taxonomy places the organism in Eukaryota, Viridiplantae, Streptophyta, Magnoliopsida, Rosales, Rosaceae. The record is from RefSeq and is a predicted model, not a curated record.